AUCGCGUUCUGUCUUUCUAGCGUUCUUGAUCUUUCUCGUUAGGGUUUGCAAUGGCGAUUGCUUCUUCUGCAUUUCCAUCCAGCAUAUCCGCUUCUUUCUGUUAUUCGAGGUCCGAGCCUGCUCGCUUCGUUCGCUUUCCGUCGAUUACUGUGUCAUUGACCGCUCUGAAACAAUAUCCAUCUCGGUUCAGUUUGAAUUCCUCGAAGCCCUCUGGCACCGGCGGUUCCGUCUCUCCCGGCGAUGAAGAUCUCGAGUACGAGCUCCAGCACGGAUUCGCACCCCCGCAACGGCGAAAAGGAGCCUCUGUCUUUGUUAAACUUCCAGUUGACGCGUCGAGUAUGAUUGGGAACUCCGAGGGCCGGAAGAAGCUAGUGUUUUCGCUGAAGGCGCUCACUGCAGCUGGCGUGGAAGGUGUGGUCAUGGAGGUCUGGUGGGGAUAUGUUGAGGACACGCCAGAGAACUAUGAUUGGCGAGCGUAUUUGGAUUUAGUGGCCAUGGUUCGAGAUUGCAAAUUGAAGGUUCGAGCGGUUAUGGCGUUUCAUCAGUGGCGCACUGAGCCCGCUGAAUCCCGUGAAUCUUUGUGGUUGGUCCUUUGUCUUUGCUCUUUUUGA
Messenger RNA from Telopea speciosissima, 611 nucleotides. RefSeq names its product beta-amylase 3, chloroplastic-like. NCBI's taxonomy places the organism in Eukaryota, Viridiplantae, Streptophyta, Magnoliopsida, Proteales, Proteaceae. The coding region runs from base 51 to 611 and encodes 186 amino acids. Gene Ontology annotation, molecular function: beta-amylase activity. The record is from RefSeq and is a predicted model, not a curated record. The transcript has a single exon. Gene Ontology annotation, biological process: polysaccharide catabolic process.